Messenger RNA from Prunus mume (Japanese apricot), 2790 nucleotides. The record is from RefSeq and is a predicted model, not a curated record. NCBI's taxonomy places the organism in Eukaryota, Viridiplantae, Streptophyta, Magnoliopsida, Rosales, Rosaceae.
AUGCAGGGUCACGGAAGGUGCUUGAAACUCUUUCUUGCAUUUGCUCUGCUUUUGCUACAGUACACCCAAGGAGGAGAGGUGGACAAAAGUCAGAGGGAUACUAACGUGACCAUAAGAUGCAUAGAGAGGGAAAGGCAAGCACUCCUUGCAUUCAAACGUGGCCUGGUGGAUAAGUCCGAUUUACUCUCUUCAUGGGGUUCAGAAGCCCAGAAACAAGAUUGUUGCAGAUGGGUGGGAGUCUCUUGUAGCAACCAAACUGGCCAUGUUCUUCAACUUGAUCUUUCAAACGAAUUUGACAAUUUUCAAGGUAAGAUGAUUAGUCCUAAACUGAUUGAGUUGCACCAUUUAAAACAUUUGGACCUUCAUGGGAUUAAUUUCAAUGGGAGCCAAAUUCCACAUAUCAUUGGUUCUCUAUCCAAUUUAAGAUACCUUGAUCUGUCUUGGACUUAUUUUGGUAGCAAGUUUCCAAGUCAGGUCGGAAAUCUUACGAACUUGGUGUAUCUCGACUUAAGUGGUAAUGACUUUACAAAUGCUGAAUAUCUCAAUUGGCUUCCUCUUCUUUCGUCAUUAAGAUAUUUAGACUUGAGUUUCACGAAUCUCAGCAAUGUUGUCGAUUGGCCAGAAGCCGUUAAUAAGCUUCCUGAACUAACAAAAUUGACAUUAGCGUAUUGUGAUCUCCCUUCUCCAAUUCUUUCCACUCUUUCUUACAUAAACUCUUCUAAAUCUCUUGCUAGCGUUGACCUAUCUUCAAACCAUUUGAGUACUUCUUCAAUAUUCCUCUGGUUGUCCAACUAUAAUACUAGCCUUGUUCAUCUUUCCCUCUCUUAUAACCUUCUAGCCGGUUCAAUUCCUGAUGUUUUUGGAAACAUGAGCUCUCUGGCACAUCUAUAUCUCACUGAUAACCAACUUGAAGGAGGGGACUCGCAUUCUUUUGCCAGGUUAUGUAGUUUGCAAUCAUUGUAUCUCUCAAGGAAUAAUCUGAGUGGACAACUUUCAAAGUUUGUUCAAAUAUUAUUCUCUACAUGUGCUCAAAACUCAUUGGAGGAGUUGUAUCUCUCUGAGAAUGAUCUUGCAGGGUCUUUACCCGAUCUUACAAACUUUUCAUCUUUGGAACUCUUGCGUCUUAAUAACAAUCAAUUAAGCAGAGUAAUUUCAGAAACUCAUUUCUCAAAACUCUCCAAAUUACAGCAUUUGGAUUUAUCUUCUAACUCGCUAGUUUUAGACAUCCAUGCUAAUUGGAUUCCUCCUUUCCAACUGAACUACAUAGGUUUAGGGUCUUGCAAGAUGGGUCCGGAUUUCCCAAAGUGGCUUCAAACUCAAAAGGAUUUCUCAUACCUUGAUAUUUCUAAUGCUGGAAUUUCCGACAUCUUUCCAAGUUGGUUUUGGAGUUUAUGUCGUAAUGUGAAAUUUAUGAAUCUCACAAGCAACCAAAUUAGAGGUACAUUUGCAAAUUUGAUAGUGGAAUUUUCAUAUUUCCCUAUACUAGAUCUAAGUUCGAACAAGUUGGAAGGUCCAAUCCCCUCAAUUCUAUCAAAAGCCUCAUAUCUGGAUCUCUCUUAUAAUAAACUUUCAGGGUCAAUUUCAUUCUUGUGUUCAAGUGCAGCUAUUUCUUUAGGCUUUCUUGACCUCUCAAGAAACAAUUUUUCUGGACAAGUUCCAGAUUGCUUGACACAUUUGGAGAAUUUAGUCCUGCUUGAUUUGAGUUACAAUGCUUUGUCUGGGAAAAUUCCUACAACAAUAGGCUAUGUAUUUCGGAUUGAAACACUCAAAUUAAGAAGCAAUAGAUUUGUGGGACAAUUGCCUUCGUCGUUGACAAAUUGCACAAGGUUAGAAGUCGUUGAUGUUGGGGAUAAUAAAUUAUCCGGACCAAUACCUGAAUGGUUAGGGGUUAGCUUAAAGAAUUUGGUUAUCUUGAUGCUUUCCUCUAAUCACUUGAAUGGAAGCCUGCCCUCACAAUUAUGCCAUCUAAUACGAAUUAAAAAUUUGGAUUUCUCUAUGAACAACAUCUCUGGAAGAAUACCUUCAUGCCUCAACAAUUUGACUGCUCUGUCUCAGAAAGGACAUUCAAGUCUAACAAGCACACAUUUGUAUAACAUUUCUACUAAUCAACAUUCAUAUUUGUAUGAUUAUGACAAUGAUGCAACCUUCAUGUGGAAAGGAGGAAUGCGGACAUACAAAAGUACUUUGGGGCCUGUGAAGAGAAUUGAUCUGUCAAGCAAUAAAUUAACAGGGGAGAUUCCAAGUGAAAUCACUCAUCUUGUUGGGUUGGUUUCUUUAAACCUAUCGAGAAACCAAUUAACAGGUGAAAUAACUCCAGAGAUCGGAAAGUUGCAAUCACUGGAUUCUCUUGAUUUGUCAAGAAACCAUAUAUACGGAAGAAUUCCAACAAGCCUUAAUGGGAUAGAUCGUCUUGGUUUCUUGGACUUGUCAUAUAACAACUUGUCUGGCAAAAUUCCAGUCGGGACUCAGCUCCAAGGCUUUGAUCCCUCUUUUUUUGCUGGGAAUCUUCAACUCUGUGGACCUCCACUUAAAAAGAUGUGUGCUGAUGAAGUGGAAAAAGGUCCAAGUGAGCAAACUGACUUCAUCAACCAAGAGGACAAAGAUGAGCUAAUAACACCGGGAUUCUACAUUAGUAUGGGGCUUGGAUUUGCUGCUGGAUUUUGGGGAGUUUGCGGCACCUUGAUAUUUUCAAGGUCAUGGAGGUACACAUACUUGAAGUUCUUGAAUGGUUUAAAUGAUUGGCUUUUUGUGAGGAUAGCUUUGUUGAAGCGGCAAUUGAAGGAUGCUUAA